UAGCAGACAACAAUAACUACUUGCAGUCUGAACACUGUUCUACAAACAGCUAAAUGGCAGAAGCGUGUUCUGCAGCGAAAGAACCUAGGGUCCAUCAACUUCGGUCUGGGGAAGAAUACCAACAAGAUAUAUUUAGGGAAUGGCGAAGAUCAGUUGUUCGCAGAUUUUAUAGAACAAGAAAUCUUCUCAAGAAUGGAAUGUGGCCAGCCUCUAUAUGGAACCUUGGUUUCAUGGUACUUUGUCUGUCUGUGUGCAUGCUUGGUGACUGGGAUUUAGUCAGACCUAUCAAUGCUAGACUACUUAUACUACCUGCUUACUUAUAUAUCCCCCAAGGUUGUCCAUUAAUCCUGAAAUCCAUCAUAGUUUCUACAGUUGUUGGUUUUGUGUUUUUCCUCGUCCUCCUGUAUGUGAGGCGUUUCAUGUUAAGAGGACUCCUUGCCUACAGAGGCUGGAUGUAUGAACAACCUAAGACCCAAUCAUACAGUACUAUACUUUGGGGAGUUCUGGUUAAAGUCGUCAGUGGUUAUAGUCCCAGCUUAUACAGCUGCCAACGAAGUCUACCUAGAAUGCCAGUCCCAACAGUUCAGGAAACACUCAGCAGACUGCUCAAAUCUCUCCGCCCAUUGUAUGAUGAAGAUUCCAAAGAGUGGAAGAGUAUAUGUAAGAAUGCUGAAGAUUUUGAGAAGAGUUUGGCACACAAAUUACAGAGAGUUUUGAUACUGAAGUCAUGGUGGUCACAAAACUAUGUCACUGACUGGUGGGAAAAGUAUGUUUACUUAAUGGGAAGAAGUCCACUACCUAUUAACAGUAAUUACUAUAUAAUGGACCAGAGCUACUUUAUGCCUACUACAUUCCAAACUGCAAGAACAGCCAAUGCUGCCUACCAGUAUCUGAGGUUUAAACAGUUAAUAGACAGAGAGAAGUUGGAACCUUUGUUGAUACGCAGGACCAUCCCUGUCUGUAUGGCCCAGUACGAGAGAGUUUUCUCUACAACAAGAAUACCAGGUGAAGACAACGACACUUUAUACCAUGUAGAUUCAGCUUUAUCGAAACAUUUAGUAGUAUAUAGGAAAGGAUAUAUGUAUAAAAUAGAUGUAUAUGACAACCAGGGGAAAAUUUUACAACCCCAGAGUAUAGAAAAACUUCUACAGUGGAUUAUAGAUGACGCUGAUUCAGAAUUAGAUAGUAUAUCAGACACUGCAAAAUCUAUAUCAGCAUUAACAGGAAUAGAGAGACCAACAUGGGCCAAAGUCAGAGCUGAACAGUUCUCUUCAGGGGUCAAUAAAGACUCGCUAGAUAUUGUGGAAUCAGCAAUAUUCUGUAUAACUCUUCACCAUGAAAUCAGGGAUGAUUUUUCUAGCCGUGCUAAGUUCCUGAUGUGUGGUGACGGAAAGUCGAUCUGGUUUGACAAAUCUCUGAACCUGAUCACCUUCCCUAAUGGUAGAAUGGGACUCAAUUGUGAACAUUCCUACGCUGACGCUCCAGUGUUGGCACAUUUAGCCGAGUACAAUAUGACAGAGGAAUCACUACACCUUUGUGGUUUUGAUGAGGAAGGGCACUUUAAAGACAGUGACUCCCAGCAAUUGUUUAUAAAGCCACAGAGACUUGUUUGGGAGAUGAACAAUGACUUGUCAACUGCCAUAAAAUCUGCUCAGUUAACUGUAACUCAGAAUAUAAAUGAUAUAGAUCUCGUUGUGAAAGAAUUCAACCUUUAUGGUAAAGGAUUUAUGAAAUCAUGUAAGAUAAGUCCUGAUGCCUACAUACAGAUGGCUCUUCAAUUGACCUAUUAUAGGAAUGCUGGGAAAUUUGCUCUAACGUAUGAGUCAUCCAUGACUAGAUUGUACUUACUGGGGAGGACUGACACAGUCAGAUCUGUGACAACAGAAUCCACCAAAUUUGUCAGAGCAUACUUUGACAAAGAGAAAUCCGCUCAGGAGAAGAUAACUCUGUUAAAACGUGCCUGUGAUAUACAUCAGACUCAGUACCGUGAUGCGAUGAAUGGAAAAGCUAUAGAUCGCCAUCUUUUUGCCUUAUAUGUUGUCAGUAAAGGAAUGGGCUAUGAGUGUGAUUUUCUGAAGCAUGCCCUGACCAUACCAUGGACUCUAUCAACCAGCCAACAACCACAACAACAGAUAGCCACUAGUCCAGACUGCAAUAAUAUUGAAUUUCAAAAUGUGCUGUGCCCUGGAGGUGGUUUUGGUCCUGUGUCAGAUGACGGCUAUGGAGUGUCGUACAUGAUUCCAGGAGACAGGAAGUUAUUUUUCCAUGUCUCGUCCAAGAUAUCAACCAAGGCAACUAAUUCCAGUCUUUUUAUGGACCAGUUAUUUGAUACUUUCAGAGAUAUGAAGGAAUUACUUGAAUCUCAGAAAUAAUCAGGUCAAAAUUGAAAGAGGUCUGGAACCACUGAUUUUAUGACAAUUUUAUUAUGAUUUUAUUUGGGGUUCGUUUGUUUUUUCCGUGUUUUAUGAAUUGUAUUUCAGUUAGAAGAAACCUGAAGAUUUUAUUAUAAUUUUACUAUUAUUAGGGGUCAUUUUUUCCCAUGUUUAUGAAUUGUAAUGCAAUAAGAAGAAAGCUGGAGAAAGGCUUUAAGCCCUUCAUUUAGUGACAAUUUUAUAGUUGAUUUUAGAUAGAGCCUUGUUUUUAUGUUAACCCAUUAUGUGGUCAAGAGAAAUUUUUAAUCUAUAAGAUGAAAAUGUAUUGUAAAUAAAUGUUAAUCCUUUUGUGAUAGUUUCCUAGUAUUAUGUAUUUAAUUAUAUUAGUUCAUUAAUGCAAAAAAAAUUUAAAGGCAUGACUUUCCCCAAUUAAAAAAAAAAAAUUUGAAA
Molecule: messenger RNA, 2822 nt
Organism: Mytilus californianus (California mussel)
Lineage: Eukaryota; Metazoa; Mollusca; Bivalvia; Mytilida; Mytilidae
Product: carnitine O-palmitoyltransferase 1, liver isoform-like
Exons: 16
Coding region: 54-2372 (772 amino acids)
Biological process (GO): fatty acid metabolic process; carnitine metabolic process
Cellular component (GO): mitochondrion
Molecular function (GO): carnitine O-palmitoyltransferase activity
Source: RefSeq, a predicted model, not a curated record